AUGUGGAGUUUUAACUGGAAUACUGUUGAUGAUUCAACAUUUCAAGGACAUCUACAUAAAUAUACCAAUGCAUUCAAAGGAUAUCAAAGUCGAUAUUUUGUACUGGAUACUGCGACGAAAAUUUUACUUUAUUUUAUGCCGUAUGAAGUUCGCAAGAAAGGUCCGAGAGGUGUGAUUGAGUUAACCGAUUGUUGGAUAUCGCCAUCGAAUGAAGAUGAUGUGACAUUUACAGUGCAAACCGGAGGCGGAGACACUUUUCGGUUUCGUGCUAUCGAUGCGAAAGAGAGACAAAAAUGGAUCGACAAAUUGCGAACAUGCUCAGGAUCCAAUGCUGCAGAAGUUUUUGUAUCGUCACUACCGUCUCAGAGAAAUAGUUUGAUUAACACGUCGUCAUCUUCAAAUGAAUCUCAAACUCGUUCAUCCAAUCGACGAGAUUCCAAGAUCUAUCAUCAUCAGCAAACUUUGAAAGAAAUGAGAGAAGUUAUACGUUGCGUGGAGGUCAAUCAACGUGACUUUGUCGAAACGAUCGAAUCACUAUCCGACACUAAUCGUUUGCACGCUUUAUCCAAAGAUAUGUUGCUACUCCGUUCGAUAUCUCGUUCGUGUAUCAAUUCCUUACAAGACAGUUUGGUCAUCUUGACUAAAAGAAGAGUUCCAGAUAUUGAAGUUCGCUCUUCGCCAAUCCCACCAAGCUCGUCGCCUCAAUCAUCAACCGCAAUGCCAAAUCUAUCCGGCAAACAAUUGAGUCAAUCAUUUAACAGCGGUUCAACUAGCAAAUCGAGCUUAACAUCAACAAUCAGCAGUGAUGUUGAUACUCUCACAUUCUAUGCACCUGAUCGAUUAUUCCAACUGAAACGUGUCCAGCGACAACGUGUUCUGUCCAUUGUUUUGUGUCUGUACAACGAAUGUAUUAUUAUUAUGUAUACAUAUAUCUCAUGCGCAAUAAAACAUCAUUUAAUGCCAGGAACCAUGACUGAAAGCGAACAUCCAAUGAGUCUUCUUUCCAUCGAAGUACUCAUUAGUGAUGUUCAGAUAAACUUAGGCAUCGAAUGUCAUUUGCCAUGUAUGGUCUUCCGUUUGCUUGAUUAUCCAGCAGUGUCCAUACCUUAUUUUGAUCAAUGGCAGUUGGAAGAGUUCCAUAAUUUGAAACGUGAACACCCGCAUGUUCCUUGGCGGCACUUGUUAUCCGAUCAGUUCUAUGAACUUCGUUCAGCGAAUGGAAAAUUUCACUUCAAACGUGGUAAAUCUUGUUUAUUCAAAACUUAUCUGAAAACAUUGUACGCACAUUUGUUGAAUGUUCCAUUGUUUCUUCUGUUGAUCGAUCAAAUCAAUGACAAAGGUUCGCAUGAGGACACAAGCCAGUUUAUCGGAAGUUGUAAUAUUAAACUAAACGAAUUGAUCGAAAUGCUGAAUCAAUCGAUUUUACGGAAUGGUAGUGACAUACCACUUGUUGAACAACAAACAUUCCACUCAACGCUAUUCAAUCUCAUGGGCACACCUAUUGGAACUUGUAAUGCUGCAGUUCGAUUUUGUCAUUAUGGAACAACGAUUUUAACACAAUUACCCAUGCUCGAUGAACAGACCACGUCUAAAGGCGAGAAAAAAUCUCCAAAUGAGAUAAAAGAACAAGUUCACGAACAACCGCCGCCGCCGCCAUCAUCAACGUCGCCAUCAAAACCAACUCCACCAGCUGCAGAUACAGUGAUAAAACAUAUUCAUUUUGUUAACGAAAAGAAAGAUGUCGGUCUCCAGAUAUCUCGCAGUGAAAUUCCAACAUCCGUGUCAAAUCACGACAAAUCAGCACAAACGCGUUGGACAAGCACAAAGACUCAUUCAGUCCGUCCCCAGCAUUCCAAAAGUCGAUCGGUGCGUCCUAUCGAAGAUAUUUUACACGAAGAUCUUCUCAUCUCUGCCUAUCAACCACCACCGCUUUAUUUUAAUUCGAACUCUGAUUUUCUUCAAAUGGUAACACCAGUCAACGCAAAACAAUUCUAUGACGCCAAAGAAAACCGACUAUCCUAUCUAGCUUCGAUUCCCAUUGCCAGCUUUAAUGACAAUGACAUAGAUUCCGAUGAUGAAGAUGGAAAGCCACAACGACCGAAAGAGAAAACUGGACACAAUGUACGUUUCAAUUUAUUAUCUUCGCCACCGAUAACUCCUCGAACACAACUGCCAUCGAAACCAAAUAUAUUGACAGACGAUUUUCUACACAAUUUUCCUCUUCUUCGCGCAUUAGUCGAAGAAGCAUUUGCCUUGCAACAACACCAGCCACAUAACAUACCAAUACCACUUCAACGUCCGAUAGUUGCCGAACGUCCACAUUCCGCAAAUCAAGCAAAUGCGCGAAAAUUCAAACAAAGCCUUACAAGAACAAAAUCUGCAGCUAUGGUUCGUUCAACUGGGACGAGGUCUGUAAUUAUGCCAAGGAACACCAAUAAUAAUCGUCGAUUGUAUCCACCUGCGCCAUCCAAGACAAAUCAAAUGGUAGUAACGAAAGCCGAAGUACGAAGCCUAGUUGAUCGGCUGUCCAAACCCAAAUUUGACAAACGUUUUGAACGAGAAAUCGCGCGCGUUGAACAGAUGACACCACGAGAAGAACCCUCUGUAAGUCCACGUCCUGCGCCAAAACCGGCUUCUGCACCAACAAGUGAAAAGAGACCAGUAUCACAAAAACCUCCUCUCCAUUAUGGUACGACACGUGCUCACCGACUGUACGCGGAGUACGCUCGAGCUCGUCGUGCGACGAAUGAAGCACAAACAGGUGCUUCACCUAAAGCUCCAGUUACUUCGCCAAAAGAACCGGCGGUGAACGGUCGAAUUCCACCUGCAUCACCUCAAUUAAUCAACACAGGCACAUUAUCGCAUCUCUCACUUUUGAACAAAGUUGACAUCGAUACGGUAACUAUAGAAAGAAACAGUAUUCCACAAGGAACAUCCGAACAAAUACAACAAGACACUAUCCCAGGUACAAAAUCUUCAUCAACAACAAGUCAAGAUGUAUCCUUCGAGCUGAGUCAAACAACCGAAUCGUCCACAACUACAUCAUCGUCAACAUCACCAACACCAACAACAACGCCAACACCCAAGCCAAGAUCACCAGUACGUCACAGCCAACAAAAUGAUGAAAAAAACGAUCUAGGCUUCUCCAUUACUGAUGUUACCGAUUACUUUACUGACGGUGGUAAUAAUUCAAGCGCUCGUCAAUCACUACAAUAG
Adineta ricciae is the source of this 3216-nucleotide messenger RNA. The record is from the annotation of a GenBank genome assembly. Lineage: Eukaryota; Metazoa; Rotifera; Eurotatoria; Adinetida; Adinetidae.